AUGAAAGCAGAGGUCGAUCAGUCAACACCGACAGCAGACUUGCCUCUCUUCCUCGAUGUCAAGGACUUCCUCAACAAGAUGGCUAGUGAUGAGCAGUUGAUGGCGUCUGCAAAGAAAGUUAAAUUUCUUCAAAGCAAAUCAAAAGGAGAUCCAAUUCGGCCGCCUGAGCGCAAGCAUGACUCUGGAUGUUCGCCAUCGUUACUAAAGCUAUGGGAGUCCCUACCACCAAAGCCGUACUGUGACAAGCUGGUUACCAUAUAUUUCCAGUAUUUUGAGCGUACCAUGCGCGUUCUGCACCGUCCCACUUUCAUGCGUCAGUAUGAAAGACUGUGGCUUGACAGCGGAUCUGGGCUUGAUUCUACAUCCAGCAUCCUCGCACUGCUCACGAGCGUUAUGACCAGGGCUUACUUGCUCGACGAUACGGCUAGAACCAAUGAAGCAGACGAUUACAGAGCCUAUUUGCGGGGUGCAGCUAUCAACCACAUCCAGGUAUGGCUCGGGGAACUUGGACGAAAGCAGCGAACGGAGCUAUCAACUCUUCAAGUCGAAUUACUUGUGCUACUGUCUGGUAGCGUUAGCCACUCCGACCCAGAUAGAAUUUGGAGCCGCAGCGGUGCCAUAAUGCGGUCAGCUAUGACCAUGGGUUUGCACAUUGAUCCUGCGAAGAUAAAGCAUCUUUCGCCGUACCAGAUGGAGAUGCGGAAGCGGCUAUGGGCGUCUGUUUUGGAAACGGAAGUACAAGUAUCUAUCAUGACGGGUAUGCCCUUGAUAGUCCCAGAGCUCGGAUCUUACUGUCCGGUACCGGCAAAUCUGUAUGACGAGGACUUUGACGAGUCUUCAUCGAAGCUACCUCCUCCCCGCCCUCUUUGCGAUCUGACAGACAACCUCUACCAGAUACAUCUUGCUAUGUCUCUUCCACAUCGAAUCAGGGCUUCCUCGCUUGUACAGCGCUCGAUCCCCGAUGUCAACGAGGCGAUUGAGAUAGGGCCACUUGAAGAUACAUCACCGUCACAGGAGGAUCUUUACUUCUGGUUGUGCAAAAAAGACACUUUGUGGUCUGCUCUCACAGUAUGCCAACGCAUCAAACAUCUCCGUCAGGCCAGCUCGAAUGGCCAGUAUCUAGAGCAACGAAUGUCCGGGCACAACGAACACAUACUCAUCGCCAAGGUAGAGCAGACCAUCAACUACCUCAUCGCGAGAUUGGGUCGUGGCAAAGCAGAUGAUCUCAAGGACAUCAUUUUCCUGUCGCUGGCGCUCAAAUGCGUACAGCUACCCGAAUCAUCCCCGGGACGACUUUACGAGCUCCAUUCUACCACCAGGGGAAUAAUGGCUGCUUGCAUGGAGCAGCUGUUACCACCCAAGCUUACCGCCAGCGGUCAUCAGCAUGAACGAGACGACGCCGAGUCACUAGCUAAGCGCACGAAAUCGUCCUCAAUACGCCAUCCUCCGAAAAUUGAGCCUGCAUGGCCUGUCAGCUCGAAGCAAACACCCAACCCGCUUCCAGCAACUCAUGGGCCAGGAGUCCGUGGAGAGACUGCCGAGCAAUACCUCAGCGACUUUGCUGGGCUCGCCGCGGAGUUUGCCGAUUGCCAUACUGAUAUGUUUAGUCUCCACGCUGCUUUCGGUGGUGGCGUGGUGCAAGACUGGAAUUGCGACCACCUCUGGCAGUGA
This is a messenger RNA of Alternaria ethzedia, 1671 nucleotides long. RefSeq lists its product as uncharacterized. Lineage: Eukaryota; Fungi; Ascomycota; Dothideomycetes; Pleosporales; Pleosporaceae. Gene Ontology annotation, molecular function: DNA-binding transcription activator activity, RNA polymerase II-specific; zinc ion binding; RNA polymerase II cis-regulatory region sequence-specific DNA binding. The record is from RefSeq and is a predicted model, not a curated record. The transcript is spliced from 3 exons. The coding region runs from base 1 to 1671 and encodes 556 amino acids. Gene Ontology annotation, biological process: regulation of transcription by RNA polymerase II; DNA-templated transcription. Gene Ontology annotation, cellular component: nucleus.